Molecule: messenger RNA, 3416 nt
Organism: Mesoplodon densirostris (Blainville's beaked whale)
Lineage: Eukaryota; Metazoa; Chordata; Mammalia; Artiodactyla; Ziphiidae
Gene: C14H2orf42
Product: chromosome 14 C2orf42 homolog
Exons: 12
Coding region: 818-2542 (574 amino acids)
Cellular component (GO): nucleus
Source: RefSeq, a predicted model, not a curated record
CCGCGUUUGUAAAAGGCCGUGGCAGGCGAAGAGAGAGGAGGUGGGGCUGGAUUCCCUCCCUGUUGGUUGUUUGGCCUGAGGCGACCCAACACUGGAGCCUACCCGGGCUCUUUGGUGGGGCUAAUGGCGGACCCUGGGAGGGCUCACGCCAAGGAGUACUUCCCAGAACUUCUGCUGCCAGUGUCCUUGUCCUCAUGGUGAGCCACAGCCACCUCCCGCCUCAGCAGGAGACCCUCCAACACUAGCAGGUAUCUACCCAAGAGAAAUGAAGACAUUUGUCUACACAAAGACUUGCAUGUUAAUGUUCUCAACAGUGUUCGUGAUAGCCCUGAAGUGGAAGCAAUCCAAGUAUCUAUAAGGUGGUAAAUGGAUAAACAAAAUGAUAUAACCAUACAAUGGAAUACUGUUCAGCAAUAUAAAGGAAUGCAGUACUGAUAUAUGCUACGAUGGGGUCGCACCUUGAAAACACCAUGUUGAAUGAAAGAAGGCAGACAUAAAAGGCCACAUAUCGUAUGCUUCCAUCCAUAUGAAGUGUCCAGAAAAGACUGCCAAGGUCUCCACUUAGGGCAGUGGGAAUCUUUGACUGUGGAACAUUGGACAUGAGCUUUGCCAUUGGCUGGUUGAGAAGGAGAAGGCAGAAUGUCUGCAUUGUUACACCACAGAGCUCAAACUUCAGAAGACUUUGAGUUAAGCACAUGAUUAUGUCUUCGUCUGUCCUAUAUGAUCAUCACAAACUAAUGAAACACCUUUUAGGUCUUAUGAAUUCAGGUUACACUUUUUCUGGAUGCUCUGGCAACUGAUAGAGGACCUGUGAAAAAUGGAACCAAACUCUCUAAGGACAAAAGUCCCAGCUUUCUUAUCUGAUUUGGGGAAGGCCACAUUGAGGGGAAUCAGGAAGUGUCCCCGCUGUGGCACAUACAAUGGAACCCGGGGACUGAGCUGUAAGAACAAGACAUGUGGAACCAUAUUCCGGUAUGGCUCACGGAAGCAGCCUAGUGUUGAAGCUGUCAAAAUCAUAACAGGCUCUGAUCUGCAAGUCUACUCUGUGCGGCAAAGAGACCGGGGCCCCGAUUACCGAUGCUUUGUGGAGCUAGGUGUUUCAGAGACAACCAUCCAGACAGUGGAUGGGACCAUCAUCACUCAGCUGAGCUCUGGACGGUGUUACGUCCCUGCAUGCUUGAAAGCUGCCACCCAGGGUGUUGUGGAAAACCAGUGCCAGCACAUCAAGCUGGCCGUGAACUGCCAGGCAGAAGCCACCCCUCUGACGCUAAAGAGCUCGGUCCUGAAUGCAGUGCAGGCCUCCCCAGAAACCAAGCAAACCAUCUGGCAGUUGGCCACGGAACCCACAGGUCCCCUUGUACAGAGGAUCACUAAAAACAUUUUGGUGGUGAAAUGCAAGGCAAGCCAGAAGCAUAGUUUGGGGUAUUUGCAUACAUCGUUUGUGCAGAAAAUCAGUGCCAAAAGCUUGCCUGAGCGCCGUUUCUUCUGCUCCUGCCAGACUCUGAAAUCACAGAAGUCGAAUGCCUCCAAGGAUGAGGCGGUCCAGAGAUGCAUUCAUUUCUUUGCUUGCAUCUGUGCCUUUGCCAGUGAUGAGACAUUGGCUCAGGAAUUCUCAGACUUCCUAAAUUUUGAUUCCAGCGGUCUAAAGGAGGUUAUUGUGCCCCAGCUAGGUUGCCAUUCAGAAUCAACAGUGUCAGCUUGUGAGUCUACUGCCUCUAAGCCAAAGAAGAGGAAGAAGGAGGACGUAUCUGGUGCACAGACGAACAGUUCACUGCUGCCUCAAGAUGCAGUGAGCAGUAAUCUAAGGAAAAGUGGCCUGAAAAAGCCUGUGGUUGCUUCUUCAUUAAAAAGGCAGGGCUGUAGUCAGCUGUUAGAUGAGGCACAAGUGACCUUAUCCUUCCAAGACUGGCUGGCCAGUGUCACAGAACGCAUCCAUCAAACCAUGCACUAUCAGUUUGAUGGCAAACCAGAGCCACUGGUGUUCCACAUUCCUCAGUCCUUUUUUGAUGCCCUGCAACAGAGAAUAUCCAUAGGAAGUGCAAAAAAACGGCUUCCCAACUCUACCACAGCUUUUGUUCGCAAAGAUGCUUUGCCACUGGGAACCUUUUCCAAGUAUACCUGGCAUAUCACGAAUAUCCUGCAAGUUAAACAAAUCUUAGAUACCCCAGAGAUGCCUUUGGAAAUCACCCGGAGUUUUAUCCAGAACCGGGAUGGGACUUAUGAGCUGUUUAAAUGCCCUAAAGUAGAAGUAGAGAGCAUAGCAGAAACCUAUGGUCGUAUAGAAAAGCAACCAGUGCUGCGACCCUUGGAACUAAAAACUUUUCUCAAAGUUGGCAACACUUCCCCAGAUCAAAAGGAGCCAACACCUUUCAUCAUUGAGUGGAUCCCAGAUAUUCUUCCCCAAUCCAAGAUUGGCGAGCUGCGGAUCAAGUUUGAGUAUGGUCACCACCGCAAUGGGCAUGUGGCGGAGUACCAAGAACAGCGGCCCCCCCUGGACCAGCCUUUGGAACUGGCCCCUCUGACCACCAUCACUUUCCCUUGAGGCAAAACAAAAGAGUCUUUCGCUGCUAAAUUUGCACAUCCCCACCCUUUGACAACUUUAAAUACUAGUUAGGCACUUAGAUGGCUCUGUUCCUUAGUGAACUACUCUUAGGUAAUAUGCGGUUUCUCAACACAUUCAAGUGGAUUCUGUUGAAGAAAAACUCUUCUUGUACAUAGCCCUUUUGGUGCUGCUGUGUAUAGUCUUCAUUAUAAAUUGGGUGGUAUUCCUGGCUAGUUUUUAAAGGAACAAAAAGAAAACCAGCCCACAUACCUUCUCGAAGGACUCACCUUUAGAGUUUGUUUCAACCUUUUCCUAAUUCUCUAAGAAGUUAGCAGCACUCGCCUUACACCAACAGUGUUGGAAAGUUAAUAAUACCCUGGUUAGGGCAGAAUGUUGACGAUCAUCCUGGCAGAAUUCCAGUCGUGCCCUUUCAUUCUUUUCUCAAAGCACAGUGUCACUCGUUUUUCCAAAUUAUAUCUCAUGUUGGCCUAAUUAUAAAAUUAUACACCUUUCGGGAGAUUUAGGUGAUAGUCAAACAGGAAAAAGAGAUCCAGGUGUCAAGGCAGUAUUUGACAUUUCAAACUAAUGCUUGUAAUUGCUUGUUUACUUGAUUUUUCUUUCCUUCUUUACUCUCCAAAAAGUUUAACAGGUGGUAAAAUUCAAUUCCUAUUUUUUAAUUCAUUGAUCACAGAACGGAGAUACUGAAAGACACAGAAUGAAAGCCUGCCUUUAAGGAGAAAAGAAGGGAAUGAACAUGUCCUGUUUGCCUACUACAUCCCAGGCAUUUUCAUUUAGAUUCUCAUUUGAUCAUUUUUCUCAUUUAGUCCUCAUCAUUCUUUGAGUUUAGCCAUCACCCCUUCUUUUAUAAAUUUAA